Molecule: messenger RNA, 5880 nt
Organism: Sphaerodactylus townsendi
Lineage: Eukaryota; Metazoa; Chordata; Lepidosauria; Squamata; Sphaerodactylidae
Gene: ATAD5
Product: ATPase family AAA domain containing 5
Exons: 23
Coding region: 234-5528 (1764 amino acids)
Cellular component (GO): nucleus
Molecular function (GO): ATP binding; DNA binding; ATP hydrolysis activity
Source: RefSeq, a predicted model, not a curated record
CUCGUCACGUGGGCUCUCAGUGUAGCCCGUCCCGCCCUUCCCGUCACGGGGCUCGGAAUCCGUCCCGCGCGCGCUUUUCUGUUUUGCCCAAUGGGGACCCUGCCGCGCGCCAAUUUCUGACAGGGCCUCGCUGAGCGGUCGAAAGAGCCGAGGAAGAAUGUCUCUCGUGGCGACCACUCCGAGGAUCUUCUGCCGGCGCUGAGGGAUCUCGGCGGCUGUUAACAGGGAAGCGGAUGGUGGGGCCGGUGGCCAUGGCCGCGGCGGCGGCGGCGGCGGCUUCCCCAACCGACAAGGACGGGGAUUCUCAGCCAUAUAAAAAGCGGAGAGAAGACGAUUCUUCUGUUAAAGCAAUCACAAACUAUUUUUCACCAUUAUCAAAAAACAUGGAUAAAGUGUUGUCACCACCAAAACCUAACAAAAUAAUGGAUUACUUUAAAAAAACCUCUCCUUUUAACGACAGCAUUGCUUCACCUGUGACAGAGAAGGAAAGGAAGACAAGUUUAUUCUCUCUGGAAAAUUAUUCAAAACCUUUGACAAAACUGAAGAGGAGAGGAAAGAGAUGUAAUUUAAAUAAUAAAUUAAAGCAUAUGAGAACCCUUGAGCAUGAUACUGUGAAUGAAAUUAAUAACGAUGACGGAGAAGAAUGCAGCCUGAAGGAAGAGAACUUGAAAACUAAUUUAAUUGAUCAAAAUGCUGCUGAAUUACUUGACCCUAGUGUGGAGGGAAUGUUAAAUAAUUGCAGCAAAAAUCUUUCUAACACUGUCAGUCUCAAAGAUGAAGAAAUAAAACAGAAACUAGAAGAAAAACCGGUAAAUACUAACUUUCAAAGACCUAAAAAAAGGAAGCAUAAGAACGAGACAGAAGUCCCUGCAAAUUUUAUUUCUGAAACUCAGUUGAGUGAACAGUCUAAAGACGUUGAGGAGAGGCAACUUGUUUCUACAAGUGAGCCUGAAAAUAAAAAUGUAGAAAGUAUUUUGGGGCUGGAGAGAAAUACGCAUGAGACACUACGGUUAAAUGACAGUACUGUGACCGUGUCAUUUGAAGACUUUGUAAAAAGCCAAAGAGAAAGUAAAGUUGAUCAAAUUUCCGAAGUCCAAACACCCAACAGUUCUGUUGCUCUCGGUGAAACCGCCAGCUCCCAAAUGCCUCAGUUGUUGCCACUUAAGAAAGUAACUGUCCUCGCAGAGAUUCAUCCUGUUCCUCCAAGAUCGUUUCCUUCCAGAAAAAUAGCCUCUAUCUUUUUAAAACACAGAACUAAAGCAGCUAAAACACAAAGUCGCCUCUCCGCUCCAGAAGUGGAGUUUAAUGAGCAAAUGAUCCAGAAAAGGAAAUCUAAUGUCGUGAUAGCAGAGGAAGAAUUAGAGUUGGCUGAAUUGGAAACUCCAAGUUCAGCGAAUGCAAAGACAAAAUGCACCACAGAAGAAAGAUACCAGUUCAUGAAGGCUUUUAGACAACCAGAAUUAGAUACAGUAAAAAAUGGAACGAAGAAAGCACCUGCUAAACAGAAGGAAGUGGGAGAAAAUCCUUCAAGAGUCAAAGUAGAAAUAGAAGAAAGUGGGGAGGCUUCGAACAAGAAACUGGAAAAUGAAGUUCCAGAAGAUUAUGUUGGCGGCGAUUCUCUUAAUACUGGCAAAAAUCUUACUGCUCGAGUGAAAAAUAAAAAGCUCAGUAGGAAACGGGUGAUGUUGGAAACAAAAGGGGAAGAUGUAAACGUUAAUGAAAACCAGGAUGGUAAUGCUGAUUGUCAAACUAAAGUAGCAACCUCGGUGGAGACGCAGAGCAAAUUGCCUCAGGGUGAGUUGAGAAGAAGUCCACGGCAAAAGAAAAGUGAAGCUCCUAUGAACAUUACACCAGAAAAAGGGGGCGUUUUCAAGGCUGCUGCUGAAGAUACAUCUGGUGGUAGCCCUUUACAAUCUUCUACUCCAAAAGCAAACAAUAAUUCCUGCAGUAAGAGUGACCUGUAUAAGGCUGAGAUGGUUACUGAACUCUUUGAUUCGAAGAGCCCAAUAAGGAUGAAAUUCACUAGAAUUAGUACCUCUGAAGGAUCUUCACAACAGAGUCCAAAGAUGAAUGCUGCUUGUAAUAUAUCCAAAGCAAAAAAAUUGAUUGAGAAAGCAAAGGCUCUUCAGCAUAACAAGGCAAGGACUAUGGAAGAGACAUCACGCACACCUCUAAGGCGUUCUUCUAGACAGCAGGCUCUUGCUGAAAAGAAAAAUCUACAAAAUUUAGAAGAAUCUGUGAUCAUUUUGGAUUCAAGUCUGAGCAGUGUUCCUACUGUAUUGGGAGUCGUGGAGAAGCAAAAGAGUCUUCAAAAUUUGAACGAUGUUUUGGGGAAAAAGGCUGGAAAUGCAAAGACGACCAAAAAAUCAAAUGGCAAAGAAAAAGUGUCUUCGUUAAUCAGGAAAAAAGUUCAGAAGCCUGUAGCCAAAGCCAUCAUGAUUUCUGAUGAAAGCAGUGAAGAUGAAUCUGAAAACUCUCAAGAUGACGAGCAGUUCAAAGCAAGACGUACCUUUUUGAUGAGUGGCCUGCCAGAGUCGCUGAAAAGGCAAAUUGCAAAGAAAGCAGCCACUUUGGAAGCAUAUUCUGCCAGUGAUUCCUGUUUCCGAGCAGUGGUCCACGUGCAGCAGGAGGAGAAGGGGUACUUGAUGUGGAGGUUAACCCCACCCUCUUGCCCUCUCUUAACUAACCUAAGAGAGAAAUUGGAAGCAAUUGACAUUGCACAGCGAACUUUCUCACUUGGUGAAUUCUCAGUUUUGAAAACACAGUCUAAUUGCACUGAUUCUGCAGCUAUUAUGCCAUCUGGUUGGCGACCAGCUCUUUCUGAAGCGCUGAGGAAUUAUUUAUUGGAAGACGUAAAGGCUUCUAACCCCCAGUUUCCUGCAAAAAGAUUUUUUGAUCUACUCUUAAAAAAACAAACUAUUCCUGAAAAUAAUAAACAAGUAAACAAAUGUGAAACUAUAAUCAGGACCGAUGUAAAACCUGGCAAUCAAAGAGAGGACAAAAAAAAACGGAAAACUGAAGACUGUAAACACAAAAGAAGGAAACAAGCAGAAAAAGCAGAUGCAAAACCGUCUGACUCAGUUUCCAAAGAACUGUGUGAAACCCAAGCAAGCAUGGAAAAUAAAAUCCACACGGUAGACUCUGAGGAGACUGACGUACCUGAAAUUAUAGCAAUAGAAGAUGAUGCUGUGAACAAGGAAAUAAUUUCUGUUUCUGAUUCUGACAGCGAAGAUGUACUCUGGACUGAGAAAUACCAACCACAGAACUCGGAUGAGCUUAUAGGCAACACUGCAGCAAUUAAAAAACUACACAGGUGGCUGAGUGAAUGGAAGAAAAGGGCUUAUUUGGAAGAAAACAGAGCCCAAAAGGAAGAAAAAUGUGGUAGUCAGGAAGAAUCCUUGGACAGCAUGGAUUUUAAAGAUGACAAAUCGUAUAGCGACGGAGAGACAGAUCUGUGCAAUACCAUGCUGCUAAGUGGACCAUCAGGUGUUGGAAAGACCGCAGCUGUUUAUGCUUGUGCGCAAGAGCUUGGCUUCAAGAUCUUUGAAGUCAACGCUUCUUGCCAGCGCAGUGGGAGGCAAAUACUUUCUCAGCUGAAGGAAGCCACUCAGUCUCACCAGGUGGCCAAACAAGGUGUGAACAGCCAUAAGCCCUGUUUCUUUAACAGCACCAAAUCUCCAAGAAAAUUCUCUCCCAGAAAGGAAUGGUCUCCAAAGAAGCUUCCAGGGUCCCCUAGAAAAGCUGGAUUAAAGCAAGGCUUGGCAUCCAAAACGUUGACAAGCUAUUUCAAAGUCUCUUCCAAGGAAGGAAAAGCACAACGCGUGGAAAACAACAAAGAAAGAAAGGAAAUGUUUAUUGAAGACGAAGUUCAGAUAAUAUCAGUGAAAAGGGGAACUGGAGAAGAGGAAUCCAGGAAAAAAAGUGCAACUUCUCUCAUCCUUUUCGAAGAGGUUGAUAUAAUAUUUGAUGAAGACGUUGGAUUUCUAAAUGCAGUAAAGACAUUUAUGGCCACUACUAAGAGACCUGUUGUUCUUACGACUAAUGAUCCAUCGUUCAGUUUAAUAUUUGAUGGCUUGUUUGAAGAGAUCAUCUUUACUGUUCCUUCUCCGGUCAAAAUUGCUAGCUACCUCCAAGUGCUAUGUUUGGCCGAGAACUUACAAACAGAUGUCGACGACUUUGCCGCUUUGCUAACUACGAAUCAUUGUGACGUCAGACAAAGUAUUCUCCACUUGCAGUUCUGGGUUAGGAGCGGAGGUGGCUAUCUGAAAGGGAAAAAUACGGGGCUUCAUGGAGACAAUAAGGCACAUGGCACGGAACAGAUUGCUUGCGCUGAUGGUCUUGCUGGCUCUGAGAUGGCUGAACUGCGUGUCUUAAAAAUGCCGAAAUGCGACACUGGCUGCAUUGAAACUUUGCUUGGCCUGAAGAACAUUUUUCUGCCUUCAGAAGACUUGCUCUCAUUUCUGAAGCAUGAUAUCACAUCCAAAGAAGAAUGGAGUAAGCUGGUACAUCUCCUCACAGAAUUCCAGAUGAAGAAUAUAGACUUUAUUUAUAGCAAUCUUGAGCUAAUUUUACCAUUACCAGUCGCUGUGCUUUCAGAACCAGCUCAGAUGGCAAAUCCGCCACUUAAAACAAGCAUGGAAAAUAGAAAACACACACCUCUUGAUGGUGAAUGCACAGAGGAAGUUAACCCUAUGAAAAAGUCCAAACGGACCAAGCUCCAGAGAAAGAUGGUUUUGCUGGAUGACAGCGACUUAUUUGAGAGUGAGCUGAACUAUUCUGGAUUCGUCACUCUGCCGUCUGAUGUACCCGGCUUGCGCACGGAAGGAGAAAAGGGCGGAUUGGAACCUGCGACUGAAAGCACAGUAACACCGAGGGGCGGAACGAAGGCAGAAUCUAAAGGCUCGGCUCACGCAUCCCAGUGCCUAAAUUCAUUGGCAGAAUUUGUGGAAAAUAUGUCCCUCUUAGAUUACUGCUUAAAUAAUAAGGCUCAGAAACUAAAGCAAUCUUGUGAAUUUGAGGAAUUUGUUUGGACAAAAGGCAAGAUCAAAAACGGUCUGUCUGAUGAGUUUAGCGAGGAGCACCCGGAUUGGUGGAGUUCCAAAAGCUGCAGUGACCUGAAAGCAACGACGGAAGCACUGGCCUUUCAGAAAUGCUUUAAGGGUGUUUCAAAAGCCCUGCGAGGCUGUUUGGAUGGUGGAAAGGAUGGACUCAAAGAACUUACACUUCACAUUUCAAAAGAGCAGGCCGCUUUACACUUUGGGCAGUUGGGCACUAAUUCCAGCAUUCACCAAAAAGCUCAGAAAAGGCAGGAAAUAAUCAAAGCUGCCUUUUGCAGUAGAGCUCCUUUCAGCCUGAGCCACAGACAAGCCAGCAUAGUGGAAUACCUCCCUGCUCUUCGCAACAUUUGUAAGGCGGAAAAGCAGAAAGAAAAAGGAAAAACAAAAAGAAGAUUUCUCCAUUACCUUGAAGGAAUUCACUGUGAUUUUCCAAGAGAGGUCUUGAAUAGUCUGGCAGCUGAUUUUCCUUAAAGUGCCUACUAGUGCCUUUGUACAUAUAAAAUCAUUUUAAAUGUAUAUUAAAAGUGCUGUUUAUAUUUUGAUUCUAUUUAAAAACACAAGCCUGUAAAUACAAACCUGAGUGGUGCUGAACUUUUUGUACUGUACUGAAACCUACACAAGCAGUGUUCAAAUACAACUUAAGUGGGAUACUGGAUAAACUUUAUCCUUUCCGUAUGUGGUUUCUAUUUUUACGGAGCUAUUUCUAUUGCCAGUUUCACAUAUAGUCACUCUUCCAAUGUCCACAUACAUGUUCUAUUUCUUAUGAAAAUGUUAGUCGAAUGAUAACUGAAAUCUCUUGCAAUAAAACUGCCAAACUUCUUAA